This is a messenger RNA of Ceraceosorus guamensis, 1975 nucleotides long. RefSeq names its product alpha/beta-hydrolase. Bases 122 to 1861 code for a protein of 579 amino acids. The record is from RefSeq and is a predicted model, not a curated record. NCBI's taxonomy places the organism in Eukaryota, Fungi, Basidiomycota, Exobasidiomycetes, Ceraceosorales, Ceraceosoraceae. The transcript has 9 exons.
CUCCUCCGUAUUCCUGAACCGUUGAGCUGGACUUUGGCGUUCCGUCAGAGCAUCAUUGCUCGCACCGGCCACCGUUGACUUGCCCCCCUUCGCAUCCUCAAAUCUCUAUUUCCGCCUCAACAUGCUCCUUCUACGUUCGCUCAGUCUGUUGCUGGUUGUGAGCGCGUGCCCAGCGUUGUCUGCGUCACUCGGCCCCAACAGCAAUUCGCCCAGCAUCAGUCUUGGCCAAGCGACGGUGGUCGGCUCGUCCGCAAACGGCAUCGAGUCUUUCAGAGCUUUGCGAUAUGGCAAAGCCCCUGUGGGAAAGCUUCGCUUCAUGCCACCCGUGAAGGCUGAUGCACCCACCGGAGUGCUCCAAGCGACGCAAAAUCCACCCUCUUGUCGCCAGAUGCCGCUAAUACAACCACCCGCAAAUCCAUACACCGAUGCCAUUAAUAAAUUCUUCAACUCGCAGAACGACAGCGCCUUCGCCCAAGCAUUCGCACGUCUCAAUGCACCAACCAACGGUGGACAGAGAGGAAGCGAAGACUGCUUAUUUCUGAACGUGCACCGUCCAGCGGGCACUAAGCGAGACGCAAAGCUGCCAGUACUUUUCUGGAUGUACGGCGGUGGCUUUCAGUUUGGGUCGCUUGACAUCUACGAACCAACAAGCCUCAUUCAGCGCUCUGUCAGCCAGAAACAACCAUUGAUCUACGUUUCGAUCAACUACCGUGUCGCAGCUUACGGCUUUCUUGGCGGGCCAGAGAUCAAGUCAGCAGGUUCGGGCAACAUGGGAUUGCGCGAUCAGCGCCUUGCGAUGGAAUGGGUUCACGACAACAUUGCGGCCUUCGGUGGAGAUCCGUCAAAGGUGACCAUCUGGGGCGAGUCAGCCGGCGCCAUCUCGGCUGGACUGCAUCUCGUGUCGCGCGGCCAGACAAGCUCGAAGGGGCUGUAUCGCGCUGCCAUCAUGGAGAGCGGAAGCCCCUACGGUCUCGCCAAGACAGAGGAUGUUACUCGGCCCAUCGCAGUACUAUCGGGCGCCGCGGGAUGCAACAGCGCUCCCGCAGGACGGCUUGCUUGCUUGCAGGCCCUCAGCGCAGACGCGCUAGAUAAUGCAAUGAAUCAAGUCCCCGGAUUGGGGACCUGGUCCGGCGUGACCCUAGCAUGGCCACCGACUGUCGACGGAGAUUUUAUUCCUGACACUCCCGACAAUCUCGUCGCACAAGGAAAGUUCAAUCAAGAUGUCGCGAUAAUCAAUGGGGACAAUGAGGAUGAGGGUACCAUCCUGACCACGCCUGCGGUCACCCCAAACACGACGGACGACGCGGGAUUCAAGCGUUGGGUUCAAGAAGUCCUCUACACCGAUGUUUCCGAGGCGGAUUACCAGCAACUUGCCAAAUAUUACCCAAAUAAUCCUGCUGACGGCAGUCCGUAUGGCACAGGGCUGUACGGUGCUCUGAGUUCGCAGAACAAACGCGUUGCUAGCAUCUUUGGUGACGCUACGUUUCAAGCCCCUCGCAAGCGUCUCCUAAAGGAAGUACAGAAGUAUCAGCCGCGCAACACGUUCUCAUAUAACUUCAGAGGUUUCAAGUAUGUUUUCCUGAUCGGAUCCUUCCAUGCCUCGGAGCUACUCUACACGUAUGGAUUUGUCAACACUCGACUCACCGAAGAGUUUCAGUCUAGAUUCAUCGCUUUCGUUUCUACCUUGAACCCUAAUUUCAACAACGGACAGCUCGCCUGGCCCGUCUAUGGUCAAGAUAGAAAGGUAUUGACGCUCGACGAGCUCACAACGACGGUGCAGCCAGACAACCAGCGCGAUGAGCCUCAGGCAUUCCUCGGUAGCCUCGCGUUCAGGGGUAUCGGGCCCAAGUACCGAAUCUGAUGCGAAGGAUGACUGGUCACCGGUCGGUAUGCUGCUCUUCUACUUUGCAGCACCUGUGCCACACUCCAGCUCGACUGCAUGACUCCUCGCUGAAGCUAGGAUACCAUGCUUCUC